Apus apus (common swift) is the source of this 1360-nucleotide messenger RNA. RefSeq names its product growth arrest and DNA damage inducible alpha (gene GADD45A). Lineage: Eukaryota; Metazoa; Chordata; Aves; Apodiformes; Apodidae. The coding region runs from base 49 to 522 and encodes 157 amino acids. Gene Ontology annotation, biological process: regulation of cell cycle. The transcript has 4 exons. The record is from RefSeq and is a predicted model, not a curated record. Gene Ontology annotation, cellular component: nucleus; cytoplasm.
AGCGCGGGGGCAGCGGCGGCAGCAGCAGCAGCUGGUACCGAGGGCAGGAUGACUCUGGAGGAGCUGCCCGGGGACCUCCGCACCGCCGGGAGGAUGGAGCAGGCGGGGGACGCGCUGGAGGAGGUGCUGAGCAAGGCGCUGAGCCAGCGGAGCCUCACCCUGGGCGUCUACGAGGCCGCUAAGCUGCUCAACGUGGACCCGGACAACGUGGUGCUGUGCCUUCUGGCGGCCGACGAGGAGGAGGAAGGGGACGCGGCCCUGCAGAUCCACUUCACCUUAAUCCAGGCCUUCUGCUGCGAGAACGACAUCAACAUCCUGCGGGUCAGCAACCCGGGGCGACUGGCCCAGCUCCUGCUGCCCGCCACCGGCCCCGACCCGCCCGCCGACCUGCACUGCGUCCUCGUCACGAACCCUCACGCCUCGCAGUGGAAGGACCCAGCGCUGAGUCAGCUGAUGGGAUUUUGCCGGGAGAGUCGCUACACGGAUCAGUGGGUGCCGGUGAUUAACCUCCCGGAGCGGUGACCCUGCUGGGCCGGACAUGAACUGAACCCAAUUGCACUGAAGUUUUGCAAUGUUUUAGCAGUUGCUCAGGAAGUAACUCCCUGCCCUGGCACGAGGAAUCCGGGGGAGGAUUUAAAAAAAAAAAAAACAAACAACAAAAACAACAACACACACACAAAAAAAAAAACCCCAACAACAAAUUUAAAAAAUAAAAACAACACCGACAAACUCCAACGAGAAAAAACAACGACACCAAAACGACAACAACAAAAAAAACCCAACCAAAAAAAACCACCACCAAGAAAAAAACACCCACCAACAAAAGCAAAACCCGUGAUGAAGUUGAACGACUCGUUGUGUGGACCUGGAGAAAAGCACCUGGGGAUGAGCCUGGAAAGCCAAGAGGGAUUUGGCAGAGGAUGGAGCCCUGCCCCACCAGGGGUGCCACACACACCAACCUCCCCUCCUCCUCCGUGGUUCUUUUUAAGUGCAACUUAAAGAGUUUCUGGUUUUGAAUACCUUAAAUACCUGAAAGAGGAAGAAAAAAAAAACAAAACACAACAAAAAAAGGUUCGUCGAAACGUUUUAGAAGCAGUUUUAAUGUAAUUUUUUGAGAUGUUGAUUCUCGAGUUUUUAUGCUAAGAUAUAUAAUAAGUUAUUUUAUGAUAUUGAUGACAAAAAAAAUUAUUUAUACUUGGAGGUUUGAGAACCAGAAUGCCCUUAAGCAGUUGGUCUGCAACCACCCAUCUUUUAACAGCUGGCUGAUAAAUCAGCCACAUUAAUAUAAUUGUUUGACAUUAGAUAGUGGUUUGUUUUUGAGGGGGUUUGGGGUUUGAUUUUUUUUUCUUUCUUUCUUUUU